This is a messenger RNA of Morchella importuna, 2058 nucleotides long. RefSeq lists its product as uncharacterized. The transcript has 5 exons. Gene Ontology annotation, biological process: nucleosome assembly; DNA replication-dependent chromatin assembly. The record is from RefSeq and is a predicted model, not a curated record. Bases 1 to 2058 code for a protein of 685 amino acids. Gene Ontology annotation, cellular component: nucleus; CAF-1 complex. Lineage: Eukaryota; Fungi; Ascomycota; Pezizomycetes; Pezizales; Morchellaceae. Gene Ontology annotation, molecular function: protein binding.
AUGAAGGCAGUUCCACUCACCAUUCACUGGCACGAACACAACCAGCCUAUUUAUAGUGCUCACUUUGAGCCAAACGGCAAAGGAAGGCUUGCAACUGCGGGUGGAGACAACAAUGUUCGCUUGUGGAAAAUCCAAGGCGAAGGCGACGAAAAGAAGGCUGUCUACCUGAGUACACUCGCCAAACACAACCAGGCUGUCAAUGUUGUUCGUUUCUGCCCUCGAGGCGAGAUGAUAGCGUCCGCUGGAGACGACGGGAACAUUAUUCUUUGGGUUCCAGCAGAACCAACACACCGCGCGGGCCCGGGAUUUGGAGAAGAUGAUCUCGAGGAUAAGGAGACGUGGAGAUUGAAGCACAUGUGCAGAUCCAUGGGUUCGGAAAUCUACGACCUUGCGUGGUCACCAGAUGGGAUGUUCUUCAUUACUGGGAGCAUGGACAAUGUUGCUCGAGUUUGGAAUGCGCAGACAGGGCAAAUGGUUCGACAAAUUGCCGAGCACAAUCACUAUGUCCAAGGCGUUGCCUGGGACCCACUGAACGAGUUUGUUGCGACUCAGAGCUCAGACCGCUCAGUGCACAUUUACACACUAAAGUCCAAAGAUGGACAAUUCUCCCUCUCACAGCACGGGAAGCUUUCGAGAAUGGACCUGCCCCCACGGAGACGGGUGUCCUCGAGCAGCCCCGCCCCGCCGGAUUUCCAGAGGGGGAGGGAGUUUGAUAUGGGAUCGGCAAUUGCAAUUGCGUCGCCUGCCCCGUCUACCCCCGGGACACCAACUGGAUUUUCUCUCCCGAUGAACCCGCCUAUUCUUGCUGCUAGCAGGCGGAGCUCCUUCAGUUCUUCACCCUCAAUGCGCCGCUCCACAUCGCCUUCCCCGGCUUUGCCCUUGCCUGCUGUCAAACCUAUGGACUUUUCGCCAAAGGUUCACGGCCUAGGGGUCAAGAACGCAAACAUAUACUACAAUGAGACAUUGACGUCUUUCUUCCGUAGACUGACCUUUACUCCCGAUGGGAGUCUUCUCCUAACCCCGGCCGGACAGUACAAGACGUCCAAUCCAACAGCCGGUGAUGGCGUGAAGAACCCCGAUGAGGUUAUCAACACUGUAUAUAUCUAUACCCGGGCUGGGCUGAACAAGCCGCCAAUUGCACAUCUGCCAGGUCACAAGAAGCCUUCAAUUGCGGUGAAGUGCUCACCGGUAUUCUACACAUACCGGAAGGCGCCAGCUACCACGAAGCACAUAACCGUAGACACAUCAUCCGACAUGGACUCGAUCCCGUUGUUGCCCCCACCCGCAGUAGCCGCCCAGGAGCCCACUUCAACCCCCGGAUCACAGUCCGGCAACUCGGAUUCGCCAUCCUCGUCGGGGACGCCUACAAACUCGGCAUUCUCACUCCCGUAUAGGAUUGUGUAUGCCGUUGCGACACAGGAUGCGGUUUUGAUAUAUGACACCCAGCAGCAGACGCCGCUUUGCAUUGUCAGCAACCUGCAUUAUGCGGCGUUCACCGAUCUUACAUGGUCACCUGACGGCAAUACUUUACUCAUGACGUCGACGGAUGGGUUCUGUUCUGUAGUUGUGUUUUCGCCAGGGGAGCUCGGAGAGAAGUAUACUGGGCCCAUCCCCACGGCGGCGCCAACCCCUCCCUCUUCCACACCCACCAACCCGACCUCGACACCAUCGUCCUCUAAGGUUUCCUCGACACCCACGCUCCCUCCAUCCCCUGCGCCCCCAGUCCGCCAGCCCAACUCGCCGACCAGGUCUUCAUCGGCGUCGUCAGUGACAACGCUGAGCUCACUAGCUAGUGCCAUCAACAAUCCGACUCCAACCGUCGGAAGCCUCCCGAGCGUUUCGGUCGCCGGAGUGCCAAUGACUACACCCCCGCAGACCCCGCUCAGUGCCACCGGCGGGAGUGUUUUAGGGAAGAGAGAUGAACAUACGGCUGCAACAAAGACGGAGGAGGCGUCGGACGUAGCUACAGGCGGGGACAAGAAGCGGAGGAGGAUUGCGCCCACGCUUAUUACGGUGGACACAGGUUCGAAGGCGGAGAAGACGCCGAAUAAGGAGUAA